CCACCGGGGGCAGAGAAGGAUGAAGCCUUUCCUCUGCAGCAUCUUGUGGCUGCUGCUGUCCGAUGUUCUAGCGACGUAUCACUCCAGUGUGGGGGAUCCUCAGCUGAUCGCCGCACAGAGCUACGCUCAAACCAGAAACCAUGGCCGACCUCCGUUCAGGACCCUGAAUCCGCAAAAGACGGACUCUCACUGCAGGAGCCGUCCCAUGGACCUGGUCUUUAUCAUCGACAGCUCUCGCAGCGUGCGCCCUGGUGAGUUCGAAAAGGUAAGGAUAUUCCUCGCCGACAUGGUGGACACGUUGGACGUCGGCUCCGACGCCACUCGAGUGGCCGUGGUCAACUACGCCAGCACGGUCAAGAUUGAGUUCCUCCUCAAGAGCCACUUCGACAAACCCGACAUGAAGAAAGCCAUCUCCCGCAUCGAGCCCCUGGCCACCGGCACCAUGACGGGCCUCGCCAUCAAGACCGCCGUGAACGACGCUUUCACGGAGCGGUCCGGAGCUCGGCCUCGCUCCAGGAAAAUCAACAAGGUGGCCAUCAUCGUGACCGACGGAAGGCCCCAAGACCAGGUGGAGGAGGUCUCCGCUGCCGCCCGGGCCUCCGGCAUCGAGAUCUACGCCGUCGGAGUGGACCGGGCUGACAUGCGCUCGCUGCAGCAGAUGGCCAGCACCCCUCUGGAUGACCACGUCUUCUAUGUGGAGACCUACGGCGUUAUCGAGAAGCUCACCUCCAAGUUCAAGGAGACCCUGUGCGGUCCAGAGCCCUGUGCCAUGGGACACGACUGCGAACACAUAUGUGUCAACAGCAAUGCCUCGCAUUACUGCCAGUGCCGGAAUGGUUACGUCUUGAAUGCAGACAAGAAAACGUGUUCCCCGAAACGCGAGGAGCUGAAGGCGGAGGUGGUGGUGGAGGAUCCCUGCAAAUGUGAAGCCACCCUGGCUUUCCAGAAGCAGACGCACGCCGCCAUCCAGCAGCUCACAGCCAAGCAUAUCCUUCCUGUUGAUUCAGACACGGGGCCUUUUCUUCAAAACAUUACCUCUCGGCUGGCAUUGUAAUUGAAGUAUAACUUCUUGACCGAUCCCACUAGCCGCCGUGUCCGGGAGGAUCGAGCGCCUGCAGAACAUAGUGGGCCGGGCCUGAAGCUGGAC
Pungitius pungitius (ninespine stickleback) is the source of this 1147-nucleotide messenger RNA. It is a transcript of the gene matn3a, whose product is annotated as matrilin 3a. NCBI's taxonomy places the organism in Eukaryota, Metazoa, Chordata, Actinopteri, Perciformes, Gasterosteidae. The transcript is spliced from 4 exons. Bases 20 to 1054 code for a protein of 344 amino acids. The record is from RefSeq and is a predicted model, not a curated record.